Drosophila elegans is the source of this 3833-nucleotide messenger RNA. It is a transcript of the gene fz, whose product is annotated as frizzled. Gene Ontology annotation, biological process: non-canonical Wnt signaling pathway; canonical Wnt signaling pathway. Gene Ontology annotation, molecular function: Wnt-protein binding; Wnt receptor activity. Gene Ontology annotation, cellular component: plasma membrane. The transcript is spliced from 5 exons. The record is from RefSeq and is a predicted model, not a curated record. The coding region runs from base 712 to 2457 and encodes 581 amino acids. Lineage: Eukaryota; Metazoa; Arthropoda; Insecta; Diptera; Drosophilidae.
GUGCCCUGCCAUGCGGUUGUGCCCGCGGAUUGUUUCUUGAACUCCGGCUCCGUUUUCGAUUUUUGGCGUAAUCUCCGUGCAGAAGAAGUAACUUUCGAGUCCGAUUCCCGGUGUGCGGUUAUCUUUGCGCGUUUUUCGAAAAAGUGAAAAGAAGAAAGGCUAAUAAUUAAAGUGGGUGAGGCAAAAGUAGUAGGAUACUUACGGUAAAUGUAACAAAAAUAAAAAUUUGGCAAUCGGAGAAGUAAGGCCCAGGCAAAUACGGUAAUUUGCCCAAAAAAAGCCGCACAACAUCAAAAAGCAAAUGCAAGUAAGGUCUUAAGACCCCCAAAAAAAAUAUAAUUUCAGAAAAUAAUACUUUGCCAAUAACAUAUACAAAAGCCAAAGCAAACUCGUUUGAAAAAUAAUAAUUUGUAAACAAGAAAAGUCCAAACAAAAUAUAUAGCAAAGGCAACGCAAAUAAGAUAGAGAGAAAUAUUUAUUAUUUGCUUAUUAGGCCAAACUAAAUAUUUGCCGGCGGCAAAUGUUUAAAAGGUGUUAAGUGUUUCGUGGGAGUGAAGUUUUCAAACAGAAUACAAAUUCUACGUUGCAAAAGUGAGUGCAAGAAGUAAAGCAACAUGUGUGUGUUUUAAACGUGGCUAAAUAAAUCGAAACAAGUACCCGAAAAGUUAUUUGACAAGGAAAAGACCGGUACCGGUAACGGAAAAUUGAAAAAUGUGGCGGCAGAUCCUGUUUAUUUUACCCACCUUGAUACAAGGUGUCCAGCGGUACGAUCAAAGUCCCCUGGACGCCAGUCCCUAUUAUCGCAGUGGCGGCGGCUUGAUGCCCAGUUCGGGAACCGAACUGGAUGGAUUGCCGCACCACAAUCGCUGUGAACCCAUCACCAUCUCGAUCUGCAAAAACAUACCCUACAACAUGACCAUUAUGCCGAAUCUUAUUGGUCACACAAAGCAGGAGGAAGCGGGUCUGGAGGUGCACCAGUUCGCUCCGCUCGUAAAGAUCGGCUGCAGCGAUGAUCUCCAGCUGUUUCUCUGCUCACUGUACGUCCCGGUCUGCACAAUUUUGGAAAGACCCAUUCCGCCCUGCCGAUCACUGUGCGAAUCGGCCAGGGUUUGUGAAAAGCUGAUGAAAACCUACAACUUCAACUGGCCGGAAAAUCUCGAGUGUUCCAAGUUUCCCAUUCAUGGCGGUGAGGAUUUGUGCGUGGCCGAGAAUACCACCUCCUCGGCCUCCACGGCCGCCACGCCCACAAGGAGUGUGGCCAAGGUCACCACCCGAAAACACCAGACGGGCGUGGAAAGUCCGCACCGCAACAUAGGAUUCGUCUGCCCCGUGCAACUGAAAACGCCUCUGGGCAUGGGCUACGAACUAAAAGUCGGCGGAAAGGAUCUCCAUGACUGCGGAGCCCCAUGUCAUGCCAUGUUUUUCCCCGAGAGAGAAAGGACUGUUCUCCGAUAUUGGGUUGGAUCCUGGGCAGCGGUGUGCGUUGCCAGCUGCUUGUUUACGGUGCUCACGUUCCUGAUCGACUCGUCGCGUUUUCGCUACCCAGAACGGGCCAUCGUCUUUCUGGCCGUCUGCUACCUGGUAGUUGGAUGUGCCUACGUGGCGGGAUUGGGGGCGGGCGACUCCGUCUCGUGCCGGGAGCCAUUUCCGCCGCCCGUCAAGCUCGGCCGCCUGCAGAUGAUGUCCACCAUCACCCAGGGCCACCGCCAGACCACGUCCUGCACGGUUUUAUUCAUGGCACUCUACUUCUGCUGCAUGGCGGCCUUUGCAUGGUGGUCGUGCCUGGCAUUCGCCUGGUUUUUGGCCGCCGGCCUCAAAUGGGGCCACGAGGCGAUUGAGAACAAGUCGCACUUAUUCCACCUGGUUGCCUGGGCGGUUCCCGCCCUCCAGACCAUCUCCGUGCUGGCCCUGGCCAAAGUUGAAGGCGACAUUCUUUCUGGCGUUUGUUUCGUGGGCCAGCUGGACACGCACUCUUUGGGUGCCUUCCUGAUCCUGCCCCUCUGCAUAUAUCUCUCGAUCGGAGCGUUGUUCCUACUGGCCGGAUUUAUAUCGCUCUUCCGCAUCCGGACGGUGAUGAAAACGGACGGAAAGAGGACGGACAAACUGGAGCGCCUGAUGCUGCGGAUUGGCUUCUUCUCCGGGCUGUUCAUACUUCCCGCCGUGGGAUUACUGGGUUGCCUGUUCUACGAGUACUACAACUUCGACGAGUGGAUGAUCCAGUGGCACCGGGACAUCUGCAAGCCCUUCUCGAUUCCCUGUCCGUCGGCCAGAGCGCCGGGAUCGCCGGAGGCCCGGCCCAUCUUCCAGAUCUUCAUGGUCAAGUACCUCUGCUCGAUGCUGGUGGGGGUCACGUCCAGCGUGUGGCUGUACUCCAGCAAGACGAUGGUCAGCUGGCGGAACUUCGUGGAGCGGCUGCAGGGCAAGGAGCCCCGGACGCGGGCGCAGGCAUACGUCUAGUAUGAGACGGGUCCGGCGGGCGGGGCCAAGUCCACGCCCCUCACUCCCGACCCGGAGGCGGCCAACGAGAGUUACUUAGAGUUUAGCACAUAGACACCCUGACCCGAAGUAAAACACUAGGCCCCCAAAUGCAGUCGUAGUUCUUAGUGGCUUUGUAUAAAGUUCAUCAUCUAUGUCCGGAAACACAAGAAAUAGAAGAGAAAAUCAAAAGUUGACCCUAGGCUAUUGUUUGAAUUUGAAAUAUGUUAGUUAAUACGGAAGCAAGCUUGUUGAACCAAAACUACUCAUGUAAGUCGAGACUCUAGCUCUAAGUCGAGUUGUAUUCUGUAGAAUUUCAUUGCUUUCGUGGUAUACGAACAUUAGGCAUCUACGAUCUUUCAUUUUUGACGCGAGUUUUAAGUUAGGUUCUGAUUUUUUGAAAGCUUUAAAUGUGCCCUACAAUUAAUGAACGUACAUAUAUAGGUAGUUAUAUGCGCAUUCAAAUAUGAUUUUGAUUUGAAUGUUAGGCAUUAAAGGGAUGCGAGCCCCGACUGUUUUAUUGUAGGUUCUAGAAACCAAGGCUUCAAAUUACAUUUAUUAGUCACAGAACAAAAUAUUUACACCCACACACACUAAUUAUGCAUUAUAUAUAGUAUACAAUCCAUGCUUAAAACAACGGCAGUUCGGUGCUCACACCUAUGCUUCAUCUAUGUAUAAACAAAAAGGAAACCAUAAACUAUAUAAAUGUAUUAUGUAGCAAUAAAUGUCCUCCAUGUGCUAAACUUAAUGCAAAUACGAUUAUUAUAAUUAUAACUGUAACUCUAACUGUAACUGUAACUGUAAUUCUAACUGUAAUUGUAUAUUUGUUGAACUAAUUAAUUCUAAACGCAUAAUGAAAUAAUUUUUAAUUCAAUUUUUAAAUGACGUUGUAGUCAUAGCACUUAAGUGAACAAACAAACAAAACACGCAAACAUUUUGUUGCCACUUUAUGGAAAUUUUUCCCCUCACCCCACUAUUUAAGAGUUGAAACUGCCAUUUAAAUAUUUGUAGACACAUGAAAAGUCACCGAAAGUAAGAGAACGGCACACUGCUAUGUUGGCCCGUUGUUGAGCAUUUGUUUUCAGCGCAUUUAAUUGACUCCUUGAAUUAAAUUGGCACUAGAAGUACGUGAAAUUUAUGUCCAAGCUGAUUUUUGUAGCAUUUAAGCUGAUGAAAAUGCAUAUUAAUUAUAGCAAUUAACGAUAGUCGGUGUAACAUAGCGAGUGCCCAGCGGCAAGAGAACAAUUAUAAGUGUAUAAAACAAACAUAAACAUACAGAAAACCAUGGAAGCAUCCAAUGGAAAACACAAACGGAAAAUGAAAAAAUAAAACCUUAUUUUAUUGUUAAAGACUGAAAA